Paramacrobiotus metropolitanus is the source of this 1547-nucleotide messenger RNA. RefSeq names its product repressor of RNA polymerase III transcription MAF1 homolog. Bases 440 to 1198 code for a protein of 252 amino acids. The transcript has 3 exons. Gene Ontology annotation, biological process: negative regulation of transcription by RNA polymerase III. Gene Ontology annotation, molecular function: RNA polymerase III core binding. Gene Ontology annotation, cellular component: nucleus. NCBI's taxonomy places the organism in Eukaryota, Metazoa, Tardigrada, Eutardigrada, Parachela, Macrobiotidae. The record is from RefSeq and is a predicted model, not a curated record.
ACAUGCUUCCAGCACCUCAGGCUUCACUCUUCAGGUCAAAAUUCUGCAAACAAGUUUGGGCUCCGAUGUUAUCUAGGAACUCACAAACAUCCGUGCGUAAAGCAGUUGUAAGUUAACCAAGAUUUCGAAUCAGCUGUAAAAUUGCAACCACAUUUGUCAUUUUUGUGACCUGAAUUGACUCGCAACCACAGACCAUUAGUCCGUUUCGAUAUCCUUUUGGGAAGAUGCAUCCUUGGACGUUUCAGCUCUCUUUGUGUCCGAAAUUGGUAUCAUAUCCAGCCAGAAGUGUAUUUCGAAUAACGCUUUUGCAAUUGAUUUGCUAAACAGUAACGUUGUCGUAUUCGUCAGUAGUGUUUUCCUCUCAUUCAAACAGCUCAGAGAGUAUUAGGAUACUCUGCUGGUUUUUCCGUAUCAGAUCUAUCUUUAGCUGGUGUGUAAGAUGAAGCUAAUCGAGAACACCAAGUUCGAGACAAUAACGAGUGAUCUCGCUGCUCUGGAGAAUGAAUAUCGUCUGGAAUCUCGUUUGGAGAUUUACUCAUGCAAAUCUGGGACGACCACGGAACGCAAAGCGUUCAAAUCGUUCGUGGCUGCUGCAUCACCAUCAGCGCCUGAUAAGGACAAAGAAUGGCUGAGCCCUCCAGACUGCGUGUUCAAUAGUGGAACGAGCCCUGUUAGCAACGGCAGCUUAUCGGAUACUGGAGGCACAUCCGCACCCAGUGGUGGUAUCCUGUGUGAUACGAUACCGAAGAAAACGUUCUGGUAUCUGAUGGCAACUUUGAACGCGUCAUACGGGAUUGAUGCUGACUUUUCCGAUGUGAAAAGUCAAAUGUUCAGCCGUGAGCCUAGUGUCCAGUGGGUGAUGGAUCGCAUCAAUAUGAAUUUUACUUUGGUUCUCGGAGGCGAUUUUGACAGGAUCCGCCCUUACAUCUGGAAGGCUGUUGACGAAGCCGUUGUAUUACGCGAUUGCACUGUGUAUAGCUUCUCGCCGGACAUCAGCUAUGAUCCAUACGCACAAGAACAUAAUCUCUGGAAAUUCUGGUACUUCUUCCAUAAUCCGGGUCUGAAACGUGUAUGCUUUUUCCAAUGUCGUGCAGUGAAAAAUGGAAUGGGCUCAACGAUGGAGCCAGAAAUGGAAGGAUAUUUCAAUUCCGAAGAUAACGAAACAGCCCGUUUCCAAGCUCCUGUCAGUACUUAUUGAUGAUAAACUGCGCACGACAUUUGGAAUUGUAUUAUUUAGUAGGAGUAAAUCCUUCACAGUGUCACCUAAGUGUUGGAAUCCUGGAUAACUAGACUUUGGUUUGUUGAAGCACUUAUCUGCGUAAAAACGGAAAUUGUCGUAUAAUUCUGCCUUAGUGGAGAAAUAUAUUUACUGUGCAAGCAUUAUGUUACGUAUUAUCACCGAUCUCUGUGUUCCUGUCAACUGAAUUACGAUUACAUUGCUUCCUUAUGACGUGUAUUUUAAGAUUCAGUUUUCAUUGAGUAUCUCGUAUUCAUAAUUUUAGGCUUGUUGUGUUUCUGUAGCUUAAGGAUUAGUAUAAAUGACAAUA